AUGACUAUCCCUGAUGAGGUUGAUAUUAUCGUGUGUGGUGGUGGAAGCUGCGGUUGUGUAGUCGCUGGUCGAUUGGCAAACCUUGACCACAACCUCCAAGUCCUUCUGAUUGAAGCUGGAGAGAGCAACCUAAACAACCCAUGGGUUUACCGCCCGGGAAUUUAUCCCCGGAACAUGAAAUUGGACAGCAAGACUGCUUCCUUCUAUCACUCACGGCCUUCCGAAUGGCUCGGCGGCCGGAGUGCUAUCGUUCCUUGUGCUCAUAUCCUGGGAGGAGGAUCAUCGGUCAACUUCAUGAUGUACACUCGUGCAUCUGCCUCGGAUUAUGAUGACUUCCAGGCGAAGGGAUGGACCACAAAGGAGCUUAUUCCUCUCAUGAGGAAGCAUGAGACAUACCAGCGAGCAUGCAACAACAAAGAUAUCCAUGGCUUUGAGGGACCAAUCAAGGUUUCUUUCGGAAACUACGUAUAUCCUGUCAUGCAGGACUUCCUCAGAGCAACGGAGUCCCAGGGCAUCCCAACUACUGAUGAUCUUCAAGAUCUCAAUACUGCCCAUGGUGCCGAGCAAUGGCUUAAAUGGAUCAACCGGGAUACCGGCCGACGGAGUGAUUCGGCCCAUGCCUACAUUCAUUCAACAAGAUCCGUCCAUGGGAACUUGCACUUGCAGUGUAACACCAAGGUUGACAAGGUUAUAAUUGAGAACGGAAAGGCUGUAGGUGUCCGAACGGUGCCAACCAAGCCACUCCACCCAUCUCAAAAAUCUCGCACUUUCAGAGCUCGAAAGCAAAUCGUCGUGUCUGGCGGGACUCUUUCCAGUCCUUUGAUCCUCCAACGAAGCGGUAUCGGUAACCCGGAGAAGUUGCGGAGGGCCGGUGUCAAGCCAAUUGUUGACCUUCCUGGCGUCGGUCUUAACUUCCAGGAUCAUUACUUGACCUUCUCAGUUUACCGUGCUAAGCCUGAUACCGAGAGUUUUGAUGAUUUCGUCCGAGGAGUUCCCGAAGUUCAAAAGGCCGUCUUUGACGAGUGGAACCUUAAAGGAACAGGGCCACUGGCCACUAACGGCAUUGAAGCUGGAGUUAAGAUCCGCCCUACGCCAGAGGAGUUGAACGAGAUGGCCAAAUACCCUACUCCACAUUUCAGAGAUGGCUGGGAUAGCUACUUCAAGAAUAAGCCAGAUAAGCCAGUCAUGCAUUAUUCAGUCAUCGCCGGAUGGUUUGGUGACCACAUGUUGAUGCCUGCCGGGAAGUUCUUCACCAUGUUCCACUUCCUUGAAUAUCCCUUCAGCAGAGGCUCUACCCACAUUGUCUCUCCCGACCCUUACGAGGCACCAGACUUCGAUGCUGGGUUCAUGAACGAUGAUCGUGACAUGGCCCCAAUGGUCUGGGGUUACAUCAAGUCCCGUGAGACAGCGAGACGCAUGGACGCCUAUGCCGGCGAAGUCCAGAACAUGCAUCCAUACUAUGCCUACGACUCAGCAGUCCGUGCUAGAGAUAUGGAUCUCGCGACUACCAAUGCAUAUGCACUACCUGGCAACCUCACAGCCGGUAUCCAACAUGGAAGUUGGUCGCAGCCCCUCGAUUGCGGGAAGAAGCCCAAGUCUGGCCUCAUCAACAGCAACUGCCAAGAUGUAUAUGAGGAUCUCCAGUACAGCCAAAAGGAUCUCGAGCAAGUUGAGGACUGGGUUAAACGUCACGUUGAGACUACCUGGCACAGUCUUGGGACGUGCUCAAUGGCACCCAAGGAAGGAAACAGCAUUGUCAAGCACGGCGUUCUUGAUGAGCGUCUCAAUGUCCACGGAGUCAAGAACCUGAAGGUUUCUGAUCUCUCCAUCUGCCCUGAUAACGUUGGAUGCAACACUUAUUCCACCGCUUUGUUGAUUGGUGAGAAGUGUGCCAUGCUCGUCGCAGAGGACCUCGGCUACAGCGGCAGGGCUUUGGACAUGAAGGUACCAACCUACCAUGCCCCUGGUGAUCUUUCUACAAUCGCCACCGCCAGACUUUAA
This is a messenger RNA of Venustampulla echinocandica, 2001 nucleotides long. Its product is annotated as Alcohol oxidase. Gene Ontology annotation, molecular function: flavin adenine dinucleotide binding; oxidoreductase activity, acting on CH-OH group of donors. Bases 1 to 2001 code for a protein of 666 amino acids. The transcript has 17 exons. The record is from RefSeq and is a predicted model, not a curated record. Lineage: Eukaryota; Fungi; Ascomycota; Leotiomycetes; Helotiales; Pleuroascaceae.